GAACUUCAGUUUUCUCUAGUAUGAGAGAGCAGAUACCGAGCGUAAUAAAUGAGUAAAUACAAAGGAAAAUGAAACAGGAAAUGUUUCUUCUGCACGUACUUCCCAGCUGGUUUUCCCUGGUCGCAACUUCUGCAUUGAUUAAAUUAAGCUAAGUAUUGCUGUUUAGACAAUUUUCAUUUCUAGUCUGAAGAGAAAUCGGAGUGCUUAACCAAAAUUAAGAAAUGAAAAUUUCAAAUAUGUUGAUACUAAUUUUAGACUGUCAGCCAAAUUGAAUUUCGAAACACAUGUGCUGGGGAUUAUGAAGUUACCAUAUGAUAUAACCAUGCAUCUUCGAUAUUGGGUUUACCGGAGGAACCUUAGUAACAACCCUCGAAGCCCUUUCCGCUCCAAUGAAGACAUUAUGCAGAAAGCGGGGUGCUGUAUCAGUGGAUUCCUUGGAAUCCUGUUCCUAGGCCUGGCUGUGAUGUGUCUAUUUUCUCCUGAAGCAGACAAAGAUGGGAAACUGUUCCUUCUUUUCACAGGACUCUUCGGACUCUUCGAAUUCAUAUGUUUUAUAUACUGUUGCAUUCCUUGGUUCUGCAAAUAUUGCUGUAAUUCCGAAAAUGAAGAAGUGGGCGAUGAUGCCAGAAGUUCACUUCUGUCAUCUAAAGAAGAUGUUAAUCAAGAAGUUCCCGGUAACCAAGGAAUUGCGAAUUAUCAAGCUUGUGCCGGUUAUCCGGAAGUUCCCAGUUAUCAAGCAGGCGCAAGUUAUCUAGGAACUCCGAGUUAUCAAGCAGCACCUCAUAGUGCUGAAGGCGUCUGCUUUCCAGGAAUACCAGUCUUUGGUCCUCUAGCCAAUUAUGAAGGCGUAUUUGCACAUCAACAAAUUCCGAUCUAUCAGGAAGACCUAGUCGAACCACAGCUGCCUCCUUAUUCGUCAAAGUGCAUACACCAUAUUAAGAUUCCAAAAAGCGACAUCCAUGUGUACUAAUGCACCUUUUUGUUUAUACUCAUUUGUUAGUUACCAAGAAGUGUUUUGCGUUACAGAUGGUGACUAUAUGCUAGAAAAGGCUGUCUUGUAGGCUUCUAGCCAUUAAUGAAAUCGUAUUUGCUCAUUAAUCAGUAUUGGAAAUCAGGGAUUAUCAGCAAGAACUAAAUAGAACCACAGAUUUCUCCAUAUUUGCCUAGGUAUUUUGGCGGUAUGCGAUGCGCUAGAAUAGAACCUGGGAUCUUGUGGUUAGCAGUCCAGUAACUAAACCAUUUUACCAAAACGAUCGUUCAGGUAGAAGAGUUGUUAACUGGAUUAUAUGCUAUUCACCACAGUAUAUACAUCGUACUACAAUUCCAAAAAACAAAGUUUAUGUGUACUAAUGCAUCUUCUUUGUUCUGACAAUUCUAUUAUUUAGUCAACGACUGGCUGUAAUAUUUUAUGCGCAUUUGGUAUUUAUCUAAAAGUGCUUUAUUUUACAAAAGGUGGUUUUCCAGAACAGGCUAUCCUUAAACCUCUAGCCAAUUCUGAAAGUAUAUUUGCUCAUCAACAAAUUAACAUCGUACCGGAAGACCUAGUCUCACCAAAGUCUCCUCUUUAUUCACUUGGGUACAAACAACAUAUCGCGAAUCCACAAAGCGACAACUUCCUUUUUGUUCGGUGACUGUUAUAUAUUUAGUCAACGGCUGUGGGUAAAUUCUUGUUGUUUCUUAUGGCACUUGCCAUGGACAAGCCCGCUCUUCAAAGACAGCCGAUUUAAGCCAAAAGGGGAGCGCCUCUUGUUUUUAUCGUAGAGCCAAUUUGAGCCAAGAGUACGACUUGACGACUCACGCAACACUCAUUCACUUGCACAACCCCUUUUUACCGGAGGGCACAUUCACAAAUCUCCCAGAUAGAACAGGAAGAACAACCAUGCCCAAACCAGGACUCGAACCUGGGACGCCUAGAACACGAGGAAAAUGCGCUACCCCUAAGCCAGGAGGCCGGCUGGUAGAUUCUUUUACUUACGUUUGCUAGUUAUCAAGCAGAGAAUUACAUUCAUUACGGCACUCCAUCCCAACACCGUGCACGAAGCACAUCGUUGGCAGCAGAGAAUUACAGUGUGGAAGGUGGCAAUUUUCCAGGAUUAGUAGUCUUUUAACUUCUAGACAAUUAUGAAGAAGAAUAUUUUUAUCAAUAAUAUCCCAUCUCUCAUCAAGAACUACAGUAUCCUCCUUAUUUGCCUAGAUAUAGAAAGAUCACCUAGAUACGUCGUACUGAAAGUUCGCCUAGCUGCAUCGACAUAUACAUUUUAUUGUUCCAACAGCUCUUUGUAUUUAGUCAACGAUUGUGUGUAAAUUAUUUUAUACUCAUUUGUUGUCACAAUCAGCACUUGUAGCAUGAGACAAUCAUUUUUAUUUAUGAAGACAUCCUUUCAGUGUUUGAAAGCAUGUGAAUUGUGUUAUACCUAUUCAUAUUUAGAUUAAUAUACAUUUGUAUUAUAGAAAUGUCCAUUUGUAUUUUUUUCAUAAAUUGUAAAAAUAUAGUUAGUGAUGUAAUUUAUUAUUUUUUGCACCAUUUAACUGUUAUGGUCGGAUUGGGCAUUAUAUAUGACCAUAAAAUGUUCAGAAAAAGGUUUUUACGUAUGGUUAUGGUUGAUUUGUUUCUUUUAAAUUUUUUUCUAGAAAAAUAUGAGAAAAUAUAUAAAUGACUGAAUGCACUUAUAU
Molecule: messenger RNA, 2673 nt
Organism: Argiope bruennichi
Lineage: Eukaryota; Metazoa; Arthropoda; Arachnida; Araneae; Araneidae
Exons: 3
Coding region: 299-970 (223 amino acids)
Source: RefSeq, a predicted model, not a curated record